Messenger RNA from Coffea arabica (coffee), 1606 nucleotides. RefSeq names its product probable BOI-related E3 ubiquitin-protein ligase 3. Gene Ontology annotation, molecular function: ubiquitin-protein transferase activity. The record is from RefSeq and is a predicted model, not a curated record. NCBI's taxonomy places the organism in Eukaryota, Viridiplantae, Streptophyta, Magnoliopsida, Gentianales, Rubiaceae.
UCCCCCUCCCCCUCCGUUUCUUUUCUUCUUCUUCUUCUUCAUAUUCCUGUUCGUCCUCACAUUUCCCGUAAAUAAUUACUAGUAUUUAUUUAUCAUCCAUUUUCUUUUUCAUGUAUAUUCCUGAUCCCAUCUAUUUCUCCAUCUCUUCUUUCUCCAAUAAAUGAUAAAACCAUUCUGAUUCCAUUCCCCCAUCCGUUACUCUCAUCCUUUUCUCUUCAUCUCCGCUCUCCCUUUCCUCAUUUAUUUUACAGCAUAUAUUUCUCUAGUUCCAGAACCGCCCUUUUCUCUGUGGUUUUGUCUUGGGGAUUGAUUUUGAGUGGGAUUGAAUUUCUUGUUGGCUCUCCCUAAAGGUGACUUCCAGGUAGAUUAUUGCUGGUCAUCAUAAAUUUUGUUUAUUCGAAAGAGCAUCCUGGUGAAUUACUUGUUGGUCCUAAAAAAUGUUUGAAGAAAAUAAUGGUAACUCAUCGCUACCAGUUUUUAUUGAUGAGAGUCGUGUUCAGUUCCCUGCUACUGCAGCAAAUCAGCUACAGCUAUUUGGAAACUUGUCCUAUGGAUUUAAUGCUGAUCCAGUAAAUUAUUUUGGAAAUGAGCAUAAUGCUACCCUUCUUCGGCCUAAUAAACGAAGCCGGGAAGCAGAAGCAAUUGCAAGUCAGCAGAAGCUUCACAUUUCUUUGAAUAACAACAUUUAUCAUGAUGAAGUGGAUCGAAAGGCACGCAUUCCUAACCAGAAUCCUGUAUCAACUGGUUUAAGGUUAUCAUAUGACGAUGAAGAACGUAAUUCUUCUGUAACCUCAGCAAGUGGAAGUAUGACAGCAGCAUCAUCAAUUAUCUGGUCAGCUGGUGACAGUAUCAGAACGGAACUUGACCGGCAGAAAGAAGAACUUGAUCAGUAUAUUAAAGCUCAGGAGGAAUAUCUUGCCAAAGGAGUAAGGGACAUGAAGAAGAGACACAUGGCUUCCUUUUUAAGUGCUAUAGAGAAAGGUGUCAGCAAGAAGUUACAAGAGAAAGAUAUCGAGUUAGAGAACAUCAAUCGCAAGAACAGGGAACUCGCUGAGAGAAUGAAACAAGUCGCGACUGAAGCUCAACAAUGGUGCUAUAGGGCUAAGUACAAUGAGUCAGUCGUCAAUAUCUUGAAAGCCAACCUUCAACAAGCCCUGCAAGGCGCUGCUGACCAAGGGAAAGAAGGGUUUGGUGACAGUGACAAUGACGAUGCAGCCUCUUGCAUAGAUCCAAACUACCACCUCAGUGUUCCCGGUGGGUCUGGAAAGUCCACUGCAGCGAAAGGGAAGAUGAUUUGCAGGACAUGCAAAGCGAAGGAGGUGUCUGUUCUAUUGAUGCCUUGUAGACACCUCUGCUUAUGUAAAGAUUGUGAAGGAUUAGUUAAUGUUUGUCCUGUAUGUCAACUGAUUACAACUGCUAGUGUCCAGGUGUACCUGUCUUGAAAAUAUCCAAUAAAAGACCUUAACAGCGAGAAACCAUGCGGUGUCAUCGUGGGAGCUGUGAUAGAGUUUGGUAUUUCCAGUGGAUACUUUCAUGAAGAUUAUGCCAAUUUUGGCCUCUUUUUAACUUUCCAAUGCACACACUUGAAUAGUGGAAAAUUAUCUAC